GAGUGAUCUAGUAGUUCACUGGCAGUAAGCUGGUAACGGGGCAUCUUCAGUGCAAGGUCUGACGACUGGAAACAAUUACUGUAUAUAUCUGUCAGGCCGUCGGUAACGAUUGUUACAUUGAUUAUCGGUGAUUCCAGAAAACUAAUUUGUUGAAGACUAAACGUGAAAAUGGCUGACCAACUGACCGAGGAGCAGAUUGCUGAGUUCAAGGAGGCGUUCUCCCUGUUUGAUAAGGAUGGGGACGGCACCAUCACCACCAAGGAGCUGGGCACAGUCAUGAGGUCACUGGGUCAGAACCCCACAGAGGCCGAGCUGCAGGACAUGAUCAACGAGGUGGAUGCUGAUGGAAAUGGAACGAUCGACUUCCCAGAGUUCCUGACCAUGAUGGCGAGGAAGAUGAAGGACACUGACAGUGAGGAAGAAAUUCGGGAAGCCUUCAGGGUCUUUGACAAGGAUGGUAAUGGUUACAUCAGCGCGGCAGAGCUAAGGCACGUGAUGACCAACCUGGGGGAGAAGCUGACAGACGAGGAGGUGGACGAGAUGAUCAGAGAGGCCGACAUCGAUGGAGACGGACAGGUCAACUAUGAGGAGUUUGUCCAAAUGAUGACGGCCAAGUGAAUCUGCAGUGUGUGCUCUCACACCUUUCUCUAUUACACUGCUUGUCCUCCUAAGAUCACUCUUGUCUUUUAAGAAGAAAACUAAAAUCUAAACAACCAAACCACUGAAGAAUGGAAACCAAGAAAAUGCACUCCCCAGAAAUAUUUAAAAACGAACAACCAAAAAAUUCUGUGAACGUGAAUUGGAGAAACUAUCGCACCACAGUUCAGAGUCGUCUAUUUAUAGAACAACCACAUCAUGUGGUGAAGUUCUAGAGAAGUUUCUGGAUCAAGCUGUAAGCGGCGCAUCCAUCCAGACUGGGACCCUGGUCCAAUCUCACU
Messenger RNA from Osmerus eperlanus (European smelt), 938 nucleotides. It is a transcript of the gene calm3a, whose product is annotated as calmodulin 3a (phosphorylase kinase, delta). Gene Ontology annotation, molecular function: enzyme regulator activity; calcium ion binding. The transcript is spliced from 6 exons. Lineage: Eukaryota; Metazoa; Chordata; Actinopteri; Osmeriformes; Osmeridae. The coding region runs from base 169 to 618 and encodes 149 amino acids. The record is from RefSeq and is a predicted model, not a curated record.